GCGGCCGAGCCGUCAGUCCCGCCCUCGGUUCUUUCGCGUUUUCGGUCAGUCUCCGUUCGAGGUUCGGACGGUGAGGUGUACAAAGCGCGUGCGCGCACCGGUUACUGUGGCGUACUGCGAGGUUAUCAUGGACGCGCCCGGCGGAGCGCGAGAGCCCCGCUUUGGGUCGCCGUACGGUAUGGGACUGCUGGAGAUGCCGGAUAUGUACGGCGCUGGCCGGCCACCAAGUUCGCUCGGUGGAGGCCUAAGGCCUGGGAUGCAGCCCUGUCCCAUGCCCCGGGCUGGAGUGAAGAGACCCUCGGAUCAGUGCUAUGAUGAACGUCCCUCUCAGAGUGUCAAUUUGGAGCAUUGCCCGAUGCCGGAUAUUGCAGAUGACGGCUAUGGUUCCCUGCAGCCCAAGAAGUCACCACCGUCUAAUGGCAAAAAGACUAAGGGUCGUGUGAAGAUUAAGAUGGAGUAUAUAGAUAACAAACUGCGGCGGUACACCACGUUUUCUAAGCGGAAGACAGGAAUAAUGAAGAAGGCAUAUGAAUUGUCAACACUGACGGGUACACAAGUGAUGCUACUAGUCGCCUCUGAGACUGGCCACGUAUACACCUUCGCGACGCGGAAACUCCAACCGAUGAUCACAUCAGAUGCGGGCAAAAGGCUCAUCCAGACAUGUUUGAACUCGCCCGACCCGCCAACGACGAGCGAGCAGCGGAUGGCAGCCACCGGCUUCGAAGAAACCGAGCUGACUUAUAACGUAGUUGACGAGGAUAUGAAGGAGGACUCCGAGGGCGGCUGUGAGGAAUCAAAGAAAACGGCAAAGGACGAACCAGCAUCCUCUGGAGAAAGUGGCGAUGAGAGUGGGAGCGAGCCGGAGUCGCCCAGCGAGAAGCUGCUGGUCCAGAACCUCAAGCAAGAGUGGGUCGGCGACAGUGUGGAGAGAGAGGGCAAUAGAAGGGAACCCAAUAACCAAGCUGAAUCGCAAGCAUCGACCUCGUCAAAUACCCAAGAAGCUGACAGCAGUAAAUCGAGCCAGCGGCCUCUGACCAAGAUCUUGCCAAAAAUCGACCUGCCAGGCGGUGCUAUGCUGUAUCCGGGCGUGUUAGCCGGCUUGGACUCUUUGGGCCCGAAUAUUGGUCUAGGAAACCUGGCCAUGAAUUACCCGCACAGCUUCAUUUUAGGUCUUGCCAAUCAAGGGCAAGAAGGCGCUUCCUCGUCAAACCAGCAGUUCAUCACCAUACCGCUAUCCAUGAUGGCCGCCGCUUCCACCAACCCCACGUCGACCGCCACCAACGGGGGUCCAGUCAGCGCCUCUAGCGACGACAGCAGUGAACUACAAGAUCUGAGUACCGGCAGGAAGUGACGGAAUGAUCUUGAUACAAAAGCGUUGGAGCGGAUCCCGUCAUAUCUACUACCGAUAACCUACCAAAGUUUGAAUUUGGAUGAUACAAUAGUCGUCGUAACAUAAUAUCUAAUCCCUAUUAAAUUGUUAACAUUGGCUAAUUAUCCCGUUUGUAAGUUUUUUAAAGGCGAUUAAGGAGUUAUUUGUUUUAAUUUUUAACUUUACGCGUGAACCUUUUAAGUUGAUUAUUCAUUAUGUUGAUUUGACAUAAAACUCUUUACGUUAUCAGUGAAUCUUAAACUUGUCCAUUAGUCACUUCGUACUUUUUAUUUAUGCUUUGUAUGUCUAAUCCAAACAAAUGUGUAAGCACUUAGUAGAUUCAUGCUAUACCUAUUUUGUGUCUAAACUCUUUUAAUAUUAGAGUACUGAAUGUUUUAAUACAUAAAGUAUACAAUGAUUGAGUAUAUAUUUUUUUUUAUUAUGUGACAGACUAAUUUCUGUUGAAUAAAACUUACAAAUGGGGUUUUAGUUUAAUGCUGUAUGUAUUCUGUAACAUAAUCUAUGCUGCAAAACAGGUAUGAUUAUAAUCUGUUAAAAAAAAAGUAAGUUCCCUUUUUCUCAAAAAUAACGUUAACAAUUGGAUUGAAAUAAUAAUUAAACUAAAGAAUCAUUUUAUAUCUUUCUUGUUUUGCUAAUUUUUAGUCGAGGACUGUGUAACAGUUAAAAAUACUUAAUGAUAAGUUAACUUGUAAAAAAUGGGCUUAUUAAUAAUGCCUUGUAUACCCUUGCCGAUGUGAAAAUUAAAAAAAUGUAACCUCGUAUUGUAAAACUAUUAAAUUGUAAAAUCGAAAAUAUUUAAUUUAUUAUACUUAUAAGUAGAUAAGUCGAUAUUGUUUGUAUAAAAAAAAAUAACAAGUAUUUUUGUACCAAACAAUUAACUUUUAUUGGAACCACAAAAUAUUGAGAGUAUAGAAGGGUAUCUUUGUCUCUGUUUAUAUGACGCCGCCAAUGACAAACACCAAAUGAUAUUUGGCAUACCGUAAUAAAUACAAAUCACAAUCUUACUUUUUAUAUUUUGACUGCCAGAAAAAGUAAUUUUUAUGCAUAUCUAAUGUCAAGAAUAAGUGUACCAUUCUGUACUUUCGUUAUUUGUAAUAGGGAGGCAAUAUUUCAGAUGGUUGACCAAUAGAUCUUGUGCUAUCGGCGGGACGAAUAAGUAAUGGACAAUUGUUACAAAAAAUCCCACUAGCUAGAUUUAUUUGUUGUUCAGCCUUUAUUAGUUUUGGCAUUUUUUUUCUCUUGUAAAGUGACGCAGACGAAUAAAUUUUGCUAUGAUUAAAAUUGCAUUAGAAUUGCACCAUAUUUUCACUUGAAAUUCUAUCAUUAAGCCGUACAUGUGAACGUGGCUUUAGUCCUAGUCUGUUGGCUCUGUCUACCCCUCAAGAGAUAUAGACUUGUGCAUUCAUGUAUAUUUUACAUCAAAUUUGAUUAUAACGGUAACAAAAAUUUCAUAAUUUAAUUGUGCAGCACAAUUUUUCUUAACCGUAGAUUUGAUGGCUAGCUCAGAAUUAACAUUAAUGUAUAUGGUACAACCCACAUUUGUUUAUUGUUUAUUCGGAAGGCGGUAUGUAAAAUAAGAUGUUUUUGUUUAAAUAAAAAAAAAAUCCUUUUGAUAAAUUGUCUCCCUAAAAUUUUUAUUGCAUCUAAGCUAUAAUUCUGCUUAGUCAUUUGCAUUUUGCAUUAUGUUACAGAUUGUUUUAAGCUGUUUAAUUAUUUCUAUUUAAGUACUUAUCAUUAUUAGUUUGUCUUCUUACCAGUAUGUAAAGUUGCGGCCUUAUAACAAGCGGGCAAAACUUUAUUGAUUAGUGUCUUUGUUUUUUCAGUUAUAAUUUAAACUGCCCACUAUCAAACAAACCGCAUCCUUAUGAUGUAGGUAAAAUAAAUUUUCUAUUAAUUAAAGCAUUUACGUUGUAUUGUUUUGUCAGUAUUGAUAUUAUAAAUAUAAGGCCCUAUGUACACAGAAAAACGUGAGGUUUAUUUGUUUAAAAAAAAAAUUAUUAAUUUAUUAUUUUAAUAGAAACCAAACUGUGUAGGCUAAGGUGCCUUCAAUAAUUAUAACACUGAUGUAAUGAUUGUUUUUUUUUUUCUUAUUAUUAUUGUUCAUUUCAUUUCAACUUUUGUAGUAAAUUUUUUUAAAAAUAA
Amyelois transitella is the source of this 3532-nucleotide messenger RNA. It is a transcript of the gene bs, whose product is annotated as serum response factor homolog. Lineage: Eukaryota; Metazoa; Arthropoda; Insecta; Lepidoptera; Pyralidae. The record is from RefSeq and is a predicted model, not a curated record. Gene Ontology annotation, molecular function: DNA-binding transcription factor activity, RNA polymerase II-specific; protein dimerization activity; RNA polymerase II cis-regulatory region sequence-specific DNA binding. The coding region runs from base 128 to 1351 and encodes 407 amino acids. Gene Ontology annotation, biological process: positive regulation of transcription by RNA polymerase II. The transcript has 7 exons.